CGCUCGCCGGCUCCAGCGGCCGCACGGUGAGUACCCGCGAUCGCGAGCCCGCAGCCCCCGCCCCAGCUGCCCCAGCGCUUCUUUCGUUGACUUCUCCUUUAGACUCUGUGGCUGUUGUUUUCUAUCCUACCAAACGACUCCACAGCCUCACUGCCACCGCCGCCCGCCUCCCGCCUCCUUACCCUUGCCAGGCUCGCCCCUCAAGCCCCAGGAGCCGACCAGGGGGGUCCCCGGGCCGCCCUGACCGCUGCUUCUUGUGGCUGAGUGCGGCCCUAGGCGGGCGCUUUCUUCUUUGACCCUCGAAAUGCUGUUUCGUUCCUAGGGCUCCCCACUUCUCCGGGCUCCAAGGCUGGAAGCCCUCUGGGAAAACCCCUUGGGGACUCAGGACCCCUAGCUUCAGGUGGACGCUCCUGGCUCAGGGUGUCCUCUUCACUGUAUGCGGGCCCGGGUACAUUUGCUCAGAAAACCAAGAAGCCAUCGUCAUUUCCCAAAGCUGCACGCCCCCAGCCACCUCCGCAGUCUGAGAACCAUUCCUGGGACGCCCGGCUUGCCUUGUUGACCCCUCAGCCAAGGAGUUAGGACAGUGUUUGUUUGCCUCCUAAAAUGCUCCCAGGGACUUCAAUGAGAAGGGAGGAUCAACUUGCUUCGGUUUGACUGGAAGAGAUGAAACAGAUAAUAGAUAAAUUGCUUGAUACUUGAACAAGAUGUAAGAUAGAUGGGGGAAAGAGGAGUGAGCUGGCAGCGACAGACAGCUUAGGGACAGAUAAGAUCGACAAAUAAGGAGCAUCUAAGCAAGCAGAGAGGGAGGGAAAGAGACCUCAAAGAUUUCAGGUUCUUCGCUGAAGGCUUUGGAAUUCGGGCCCCCUAUUAGGUUGAAGCUGCCCCCCCCAAUGGAUUUGCCUUUUCAGCCAAGUUCGGGGGAGGGAGUCCUGAGGAUUGGACUGGGCUGAAGAGCACCUGCCGCCACGCACUGGAGCUCUGAGUGUAUGAAGACACGUGGGGUGACUAGGCGACCUAAAAGGCCCUAAAUAUCAAUUUCUGGGUCCUCCACCAGGCUAGUCUGUGGACACAGCUUCCUGUCUGCCUCCUCCAGAAACCAAAGCGGGGGACCACCAGCAACUUUUUAUGCCUGGAGUUUUACAGUAGCUUCCAAGAGUGACCAAGAUUCUUUCUAGUCCAUAUGAGCUGGGAUAUCGGGGGCAUGGAGAACACUCAAAGAGGAAACACCCCCAGGAAAGGAGCAGCCCAGAGCCUGGGGAGCCUGGGUUUGGCCUGAGGAAAUUAGGCAUAUGUGAAGACUUAGGGAAUGUGUUUCCAAGAAGUGACUCUGGAGAAGCCUCUGUGAGAAUCUCUCUGUCCCAAGCGCUGACCCAGACGGAAGCCAGCUUUAGUCUGGAAUGCAGCUAAAAAUGCAGAAAAUGUGGUUAAAAACGGUGUGAUCCUGGCCCAACUGAUGGCUGGCAAGAAAGCUUUUUGUAAAUCCAGCUGGACACUUUUUGCUCAAGGAACACGGGGCGCAAGGCGUCAGAAGAGAAGUCCAGGGUUGUGCAAGCCAGUACUGUUGCUCCUGGAAGCCGGUCGUCACGGAGCUAGGUGCAGUGGGGGCCACCCGAGGCCUCCGUGCACUCGACAAGCUUUGGAAAGGGUAGGGUUCAGCACCGCGAACAGCGGUGGCCUCCUCCACCUCCUCGUCACACAUUCUUCUUGAACCUCCAGCCCUCCUCCUUCUCCCUGCCCCCACCGCUGCAUCCCUCAGUUUGGUGAUGGGCAGUGAGUGCCCCUCCCUCGCCUCCCACCUCUCCCCUCCCUGCCCCCCCCCCCGCCCGCACGCGUGCAUGCGCGACUGAGCAGAGGGGCCGCUGGUCCCCGAAGUCCGGGCUUCAGGACCCUGUCGGGCAGGGAAGGCUGCGAGGUAGCUGAAAGCAGGCGAACCUGCGUGCGGGCCGGAAAGCCUGGAUUUGGCUAUGGCAUUGCUGUGUGGCCUUGGGCAAGUCACUCUCCGUCUCUGGGUCUCACUUCCUUCCCAAUCUGAAAACAGGAUUGAGUUCCUGGCAGCCGGGGCUUUCCUGAGGUUUCUAUUUUUCCCUUUUCCUCCCUUAGCCCCCGGGUGCUUUUGUUUCAGCGCAGGCACGGGUCUGAAUAACAAAAGGGGCCAGUCCAGGGGACGAAUGAGCUUGGACUCCUUACAGCCAAGUAACCCCCUCGCACCCCACACGCUGCGCCCCGCUGGGCGGGCCUGAACCGAGGUAGCGUCGCUAAAAAUGGCUCAUCUGCUCUCUGCUCUCUCUGUUUCUCAGGAGCGGCGGCGGCAUGGAGGCUCUCACCACUCAGCUGGGGCCGGGGCGCGAGGGCAGCUCCUCGCCCAACUCCAAGCAAGAGCUGCAGCCCUAUUCGGGAUCCAGCGCUCUUAAACCCAACCAGGUGGGCGAGACGUCGCUGUACGGGGUGCCUAUCGUGUCGCUGGUCAUUGAUGGGCAGGAGCGCCUGUGCCUAGCCCAGAUCUCCAACACCCUGCUCAAAAACUACAGCUACAAUGAGAUCCACAACCGCCGCGUGGCCCUGGGCAUCACGUGCGUGCAGUGCACGCCGGUGCAGCUGGAGAUCCUGCGUCGGGCCGGGGCCAUGCCCAUCUCCUCUCGCCGUUGCGGCAUGAUCACCAAACGAGAGGCCGAACGCCUGUGCAAAUCAUUCCUGGGUGAGCACAAGCCGCCCAAACUGCCCGAGAACUUCGCCUUUGACGUGGUGCACGAGUGCGCGUGGGGUUCCCGGGGCAGCUUCAUUCCCGCCCGCUACAACAGCUCUCGCGCCAAGUGCAUCAAGUGCGGCUACUGCAGCAUGUAUUUCUCGCCCAACAAGUUCAUCUUCCAUUCGCACCGUACACCCGACGCCAAGUACACUCAGCCCGACGCCGCCAACUUCAACUCGUGGCGUCGGCACCUCAAACUUAGUGACAAGUCGGCCACCGACGAACUGAGCCACGCUUGGGAGGACGUCAAGGCUAUGUUUAAUGGCGGGACGCGCAAGCGGACCUUCUCGCUGCAAGGAGGCGGCGGAGGCGGCGCUAACAGCGGGUCUGGCGGUGCAGGGAAGGGCGGCGCUGGUGGCGGCGGCGGUGGCGGCCCAGGGUGCGGCGGCGCAGAGAUGGCCCCAGGCCCACCGCCUCACAAAAGUCUGCGCUGCGGUGACGACGAGGUGGCUGGGCCUCCGGGACCACCUCCACCGCAUCCGCAGCGUGCACUAGGCCUGGCGGCCGCAGCUAGUGGCCCUGCAGGACCCGGAGGGCCUGGGGGCAGCGCGGGAGUUCGCAGCUACCCGGUGAUUCCAGUGCCCAGCAAAGGCUUCGGCCUCUUGCAGAAGCUGCCCCCGCCUCUUUUCCCACAUCCUUACGGUUUCCCCACAGCGUUCGGCCUAUGUCCCAAAAAGGACGACCCAGUGUUGGUCACCGGAGAACCCAAAGGCGGCCCUGGCACCGGGAGUGGUGGGGGCGCCGGCACCGCCGCGGGUGCCGGAGGCCCGGGGGCUGGCCACUUGCCCCCGGGAGCAGGGCCAGGCCCUGGCGGCGGCACUAUGUUCUGGGGACAUCAACCUUCCGGCGCAGCCAAGGACGCAGCGGCGGUAGCUGCAGCAGCGGCCGCCGCCACUGUGUACCCGACGUUUCCCAUGUUCUGGCCAGCUGCCGGGAGCCUCCCGGUGCCGCCUUACCCGGCCGCACAGAGCCAAGCCAAGGCCGUAGCGGCCGCGGUGGCUGCUGCUGCUGCUGCGGCGGCGGCGGUGGCUGGCGGUGGCGGCCCGGAGUCUUUGGACGGUGCCGAGCCAGCCAAGGAGGGCAGCCUGGGUACGGAGGAGCGCUGUCCGAGCGCUCUGUCCCGCGGGCCCCUGGACGAGGACGGCGCGGACGAGGCGCUGCCUCCGACCCUGGCUCCCCUGCCCCCUCCACCACCGCCACCUGCCCGCAAAAGCUCCUACGUGUCAGCCUUCCGACCCGUGGUCAAGGACGCGGAGAGCAUCGCUAAGCUCUACGGCAGCGCGCGGGAGGCCUAUGGCUCGGGGCCUGCUCGUGGGCCAGUGCCGGGCACAGGGACCGGAGGAGGCUACGUGAGCCCGGACUUUCUGAGCGAGGGCAGCUCUAGCUACCAUUCUGCCUCGCCCGACGUGGACACCGCUGACGAACCCGAGGUGGAUGUAGAGUCCAACCGCUUCCCCGACGAGGAGGGCGCCCAGGACGACACCGAGCCCAGCGCACCCAGCACGGGAGGUGGCCCAGACGGCGACCAGUCCGCUGGGCCCCCAUCUGUCACAUCCUCGGGCGCAGACGGUCCCACGGACUCUCCUGAUGGCGAUAGCCCUCGCCCUCGCCGCCGCCUCGGGCCACCGCCCGCUGGCAGAUCCGCAUUCGGGGACCUGGUGGCCGAUGACGUGGGGCGGAGAACUGAGAGGAGCCCACCCAGCGGCGGCUAUGAACUGCGAGAGCCUUGCGGGCCCCUGGGAGGCCCCGCGGCGGCCAAGGUGUAUGCGCCUGAGAGGGACGAACACGUGAAGAAUGCGGCGGCGGCGGCGGCGGCGGCGCUGGGGCCCGCGGCCUCGUACCUCUGCACCCCGGAGGCCCACGAGCCAGAUAAGGAAGACAAUCACUCCACGGCCGACGACUUGGAAACUAGGAAAUCCUUUUCAGACCAAAGGAGUGUCUCCCAGCCAAGCCCUGCAAAUACAGAUCGAGGUGAAGACGGGCUCACUUUGGAUGUCACAGGAACUCAACUGGUGGAGAAAGACAUUGAAAACCUGGCCAGAGAAGAAUUGCAGAAAUUGCUUCUGGAGCAAAUGGAGCUUCGCAAGAAGCUGGAGCGGGAAUUCCAGAGUCUCAAAGAUAAUUUUCAGGAUCAAAUGAAGAGGGAAUUGGCUUAUCGGGAAGAAAUGGUACAACAGCUGCAAAUUGUCAGAGAUACCUUGUGUAACGAACUGGACCAGGAGAGGAAAGCGCGCUAUGCCAUCCAGCAGAAAUUAAAAGAAGCUCACGACGCCCUCCACCACUUCUCCUGCAAGAUGCUGACACCCCGGCACUGCACCGGCAACUGCUCCUUCAAGCCCCCGCUGUUGCCCUAGCGCCGGCUUGGCCGCGCCCACGCGCCCUCAAGCCAUGCUGCUCCUUUCUGUAAAUACCCGCUGCCGCGGCGGCCCAGAGCGAGGAACAAGCCAUUAGGACCCGACCGUUGUAAAUACAGCCGCCCGCCCGCCGGUCCCCAUCCAGGCCCGGCUCGGUUUCCCACUGUAAAUACUGCCUCGCCCCUCCUUUGAACUCCAGGGCAUCAAACCCCAAGGGGUAAACUGGACUCACCGGGGAAAGAAACGGGAGAGGGGAGACCUCUUUCACACACACCCCACUCCGGCCUGAGUAGGUCCUGGGACACGGAUUGUAAAUAUAAUGUAGCGUCUUCGCUGGCUGCAGCCGGGCACUCCCAGUCCCGUCCACUUCUGAAACUCUUGUUCCUAACGACAACGUGGCUAUGUGCAAUGGAUAUAAACGGACUGUGAGUCUCUUGGUUCAGUAUUAGGGUCACUUUAUUUAUGCUGUAAGUUAUUUUACUUCCCCCGGGCCCCUUUCCAGUCCUCAUUUUGCAUUCAUGCCUCUUUGGAUUUUGCUUUGUGUUUUUUGUUGUUGUGUAACGUAACAGCACUUUAAAAGGGCGACAACUGACUCAACGAGAUGGAGACCAUCUUGAGCCUGUUCGGGGAGACCUGUAUCCGUGACUUUGG
Molecule: messenger RNA, 5751 nt
Organism: Peromyscus californicus insignis
Lineage: Eukaryota; Metazoa; Chordata; Mammalia; Rodentia; Cricetidae
Gene: Skor1
Product: SKI family transcriptional corepressor 1
Biological process (GO): negative regulation of BMP signaling pathway; negative regulation of transcription by RNA polymerase II
Cellular component (GO): transcription regulator complex; nucleus
Molecular function (GO): DNA-binding transcription factor activity, RNA polymerase II-specific; RNA polymerase II cis-regulatory region sequence-specific DNA binding; SMAD binding
Source: RefSeq, a predicted model, not a curated record